Malaya genurostris is the source of this 1563-nucleotide messenger RNA. RefSeq names its product protein takeout-like. The record is from RefSeq and is a predicted model, not a curated record. NCBI's taxonomy places the organism in Eukaryota, Metazoa, Arthropoda, Insecta, Diptera, Culicidae. Bases 317 to 1072 code for a protein of 251 amino acids. The transcript is spliced from 4 exons.
UGCACAAUAAUCAAAACAGUCCGCUUCGGUUCUGCUGGUUGGAGUUGCGGUUGAGGAAUUUCCUAGAUUCGUAGUUCCACAAUUCGAUUGAACGGUGAUCAGUGGACAGAUUCUUUGUGUCUUUUGUGCGAUUCCAAGUACCCGGGUGAGGAUAACCGAGACUAAAACACCAGAACAGAAGGUGCGAAAGAAAAGGUCAUACGAAGAAAAGUGUCCGCAGGAUCUCAAGUUCAUGGUCAGCAGUGUGCCGUGAAAGUUAAAGAGACAUAGUAAAAAGUAAAAGUGCAACUGUACUUAUCCGACAAAAAGUUCGAAAAUGAUUCGCAACAUGAAACCAAUCUCCGCAGUUUUAGUGAUCGGAGUGUUUCUGAGCAUGGAUGCCGUUCAGGGAAAAUUACCUUCGGCCAUCAAAGUGUGCUCGCGCAACGAUCCGGACCUGCCGAAUUGCAUCACGAAAUCGGUUCUCUCGCUCAAGCCACAACUGGCGACCGGAAAGUUUUCCGACGAUUUUACGAUCCCGCCGCUGGAACCGUUGGCGCUGGCCAACAUCAACAUGGACCAGGGUCAGGAGUUCAAGGCGACCUUCAGCAAUUUGCUGGUGAACGGCCCCAGUCAGUUCCAGAUCGAUAAUUUGAAAGUCAACAUCGAGAAGCUGACAUUCGACUUCAACGUCUACCUGCCGAAGCUCUCCUUCCGUGGAAAGUAUGACCUCAAGAUGCGGCUGCUGCUGCUCAACAUCGCCGGCAGUGGCGACCUGAAGGGUACAAUCGAAAACUCUCGUGCACGUGUCAAGCUGUACAACGAGAAGUACGAGAAGGACGGUGAGACGUACAUGCGAGUGAAACGGUUGCUUGUCAAGAUCCAGAUCGAGAAGGGUCAGUUCGACCUGAAGGACCUGUUCAACGGAGAUCCGGUGCUGAGUCAAGUGGGCAACCAGUUUAUCAACGAUAACUCGCGGCUCUUCCUGGACGAGCUGACGCCCGGUUUGGAGCGAAGUCUUUCGGAGACCUUCAAAAAUACGGCAAACGAAAUCUUGCAGACGGCAACCAUGAACGACAUCUUCCCGGAGUGAAGAAACCGAGGACCGAUGAUGACCCCCCUGUCCGAUGGGGGUACGGCAUCUAAGACCAAACCAAAAACAAAAAAGAGCACUCUCAAGCCUCCUAAUUACAUACCUAAUUUCUACUAUUCAGUCUGAGAGACUUUGGCGCACGGUUUUUUCGUCUCGAGUGCUGACAAGGAUGACUUCGUAGCGGUCGCAGUACUCAGCAAUCUCUCAGAUUCCGGGGCGCAGGUUCUACUUAGUGCAUGCUGCGACGAUGCUGCUGUCUGUGAUUCAUAUUUGUUUGUGCGUAAUUAUCUUAUGAGUGUUAACGAAUUUUACUUUUGUAAGCAUGUAGCGGUAAAGAGCUUUGGGUAAAAACGAAACCAGAACCGGUGAAACCAGGGGGGAGGGGAAACAAACGAUUGUUGUUCUCGCCCAAACAAACGUUCUGACCGAAAAAAUAUAUAAAAAGAUGAAACAAGUAAUUUUACAAACUGAUUUCGUCAUUCGUCAUUGUU